This is a messenger RNA of Vigna angularis (adzuki bean), 4250 nucleotides long. RefSeq names its product COP1-interactive protein 1. The coding region runs from base 47 to 3976 and encodes 1309 amino acids. The record is from RefSeq and is a predicted model, not a curated record. Lineage: Eukaryota; Viridiplantae; Streptophyta; Magnoliopsida; Fabales; Fabaceae. Gene Ontology annotation, molecular function: actin binding. The transcript is spliced from 2 exons.
UAUCUUGAUGUGGUCCUGCUAAGAAGUUGAAAAUCUAUAAGAAAAGAUGGUGAAACAUCGCCUUAGAGAGUCUAUCAAAUCUUUGUUUGGAAGUCAUAUUGACUCUAAUAAAGAAGAGCAGCUCCACGUAGCUAAAGCAGAUAUUGAAGACAAAGUGAAAGAAAUAUUGAAACUUAUUAAAAAUGACAACCUUGAAGAGGAUGGUACCCCAGUGCAACUUUCGAAGAGAGAACCACUUAUUGAACUGAUUGAAGAUUUCCACAAUCAAUACCAAUCACUGCAUGCGCAAUAUGAUAAUCUAACAGGUGAGUUAAGGAAAAGGAUCAAGGGCAAGCGAGAAAAUGGGAGUUCUUCAUCCAGCUCGGACUCAGAUUCAGGUUCAGAUUAUUCUUCAAAGGAAAAAGGCAACAAAAACGGACAACUGGAAAAUGAAUUUCAAAAGACAAUCGGUGGCUUAAAGCAAGAGCUUGAAGUGGUGCAUGCAGAAGUGGCUGAAUUAAAUCGGAAGUUGACAAUUUCACAUGAAGAGAAGGAGGAUCUUAAUUCCAAAUAUCUUGCAGCACUGAGCAAGAUACAAGAAGCAGAUACAGUUAACAUGGAUUUGAAAAGUGAUGCUGAAGUAUUAGGCACUCAAAGAUCUAAACUUUUGGCUGAGAAUGCUGAACUAAGUAAACAAGUGGAUAUUGCUGGCAAAAAAGAAGCUGAACUGAGUCAAAGAUUGGAAGAGUUGAAGAUAGAAAAAGAUAGUUUGACCAUGGAGAAGGAGACAACUCUCCAACAGAUUGAGGAGGAAAAGAAGAUUACUGAUGGUCUCAGAACCCUUGUUGAUCAACUGAAAGAUGAGAAAUUAGCUCUUGGCAAAGAGUUAGAGGCAGUUACAAGUGAACUUUCCAUUCUGAAACCGCAGUUGGAAGACGGAGAACAGAAAAUGACAGGUAUAAGCCACAAUCUGAAAGUUGCUGAGGAAGAAAACAAAUCUUUAAAAGAGCAACUUUCACAGGCUUCAAAUGAGGUUCAGCUGGCUCAGAGUAGAAUACAAGAAUUUGUAGCUGAAUCAAGUCAGUUAAAAGAGAAACUUGAUGUGAGUGGAAGGGAAAUUAAUGCCUUUACUCAGAUGCAUGAAGGUUUUCAGAAAGAAUCCUCAAAUCGUGUGGGGGAACUUGAGGCACAGGUCACCAACCUGGAGUUGGAGUUAGAAUCACUUAAAAACCAGAAAAGAGAUAUAGAAGUACAAAUGAAGAGCAGCACCACUGAAGCAAGGGAACUAGGAGAGCAAAAUUCAGGCCUACAAAACCAAAUAUCACAACUCGAAUUGAAGUCCAGAGAAAAAGAAGAGGAGCUAUCUGCUAUGGUGAAGAAACUUGAAGAUAAUGAGAAUGAAUCAUCUUUGAAAAUUUCAGAUUUAACAUCUCAGAUAAACAAGCUGCUAACUGAUAUUGGGACACUACAUACUCAAAAAAAUGAACUCGAAGAGCAGAUAAUUUUUAAAAGUAACGAAGCUUCCACUCAAGUGGAAAACAUUACACAUGAGGUGAAUGCAUUGCAGCAAGAAGUGACGUCCCUCCAGCACCAGAAAUCUGACUUGGAAGCUCAGUUAGUAGAAAAAGUCCACGAAAAUUCCAAGAAUAUGAAUGAAAUGCAAACUCUGAAAGAGGAAAUUGACCGAAAAAUCCUUGAACAAGAGAGACUUCUGGAAGACAGAGAAAAUUUAGCCAUGCAGCUAAGGACAUUGGAAUCAGAGAUGAACACCAUUCAGAACAAAAACAGUGAAGCUGAAGAGCAAAUAAGGGCUAAAAGCCAUGAGAUCAGUCACAUGAAUCAGGGCAUGUUGGAGCUACAUGAAAAAAUAGCAGAAAUAGAGAAGAUAUCAACAGAUAGAGAAUCAGAUUUGUUGACUCUCCAGGAUAAGUUUAUUAGCGCAGAGCAAGCAGUUUCAGCUCAGAUAAUGGCCUCCAGCGAACAAAUUAAGAAUCUUGAACAUGAUUUGGCAUCACUGCAGAAAGAGAAACACGAAUUAGAACAACAGUGUGAAAAGCUGAAGUUGGAGGUAGAUUCUAUACAGAACCAAAAGGGUGAAGUUGAAGAACAAAUGAGAACUAAAGACCAUGAGAACUCUGGACUGCGAGAAGAAAUUUUGGGAUUGCAGGGAACAGUAGCUGUGCUGGAGAAGACAUUAGCUGGGAAAGAGGCAGAGCUAUCCAGUUUGCAGGAAAAGCUUCAUGAAAAAGAGAGCGAGGCUGCAGGUCAAAUAACUGGCUUCAUAGCCCAGAUUGAUAAUUUAAAACAUGAUGUGGUGUCCCUGCAGAAUGAGAAACAGGAAGUAGAACAGCAGUGUGUAAAUCUGAAGAUGGAGCUGGAUUCCGCACAAAACCAGAAAGUUGAAGUUGACGAGCAGUUGAGAACUAAAGACCAAGAGAACACGGAACUGAGAGAGGAAAAAAUUGGAUUGCAGGGUACAAUUACUGCACUGCAGAAAACAUUAGCCGAUAAAGAGUCAGAACUAUCCAAUUUACAGGAAAAGCUUCAUGAAAAAGAGAGCGAGGCUUCCGGUCAAGUAACUGCCUUCACAGUCCAGAUUGAAAAUCUGAAACAUGAUUUGGUGUCCUUGCAGAAUGAGAAACAGGAAGUAGAACAGCAGUGUGAAAAGCUGAAGGUGGAGCUGGAUUCCUCUCAGAACCAGAAGGGUGAAGUUGAAGAGCAGAUAAGAGCUAAAGAACAUGUGAACACCGAACUGAAAGAGGAAAUUUCGGGAUUGCAGGGAACAAUUACUGCACUGGAUAAAAGAUUAGCUGAGAAAGAGUCAGAGUUAUCCACUUUACAGCAAAAGCUUGACGAAAAAGAGAGUGAGGCUUCCGGACAAGUAAUUGCUUUCACGGCCCAAAUUGAUGAUCUGCAGAAAGGCUUACUUUCAUUACAGAAAAUAAAAGAAGAAUUGGAGCUCCAGCAUGAAAAAAUUAGUCAAGAACAUGCAGAAAGCCUUGUAAUGGUAGAGAAUGAAAAGAAUGACAUAUCAAGCAGGUCUAUGGAUCUUAAGAGAACACUAGAAGAGCGAGAAGAUUCAUAUCAGAGGUUAAAUGAAGAAUAUAAACAAAUUGAUGGUUUGUUUCAGGAAUGCAUGGUCAAGCUUGAAGUUGCAGAGAAGAAAAUUGAAGAAAUGGCAGCAGAGUUUCAUGAACGAAUUGAGUUGAAAGAUCAGAAGGAAGCUGAUUUGGAACAUACAGUAGAAGACCUAAAAAGAGACCUAGAAGAAAAAGGAGAUGAAAUCAGUACUUUGCUUGAGAGUGUUCGGAUCCUUGAGGUUAAGCUUCGUCUGUCAAACCAGAAGCUUCGGGUCACAGAACAAUUGUUGAGUGAGAAAGAAGAAAGCUUUAGGAAGACGGAGGAAAAGUUUCAGCAAGAUCAGACAGCGCUUGAAGACAGAAUUGCUAUUUUAUCAGCACUAAUAACUGCCAACAAUGAAGCUUUCGAUGGAAUUGUUUCUAAUGUCAGAGAGUGUGUGAACAGUGUCAUGACUGGCAUAGAAUUUGUAAGCUGUCGAGUUUCUGAUGACUGCAAAAGUUACGAGGAGUGUGUCUCCAACAUUUCACGCGAGCUUGAGAUUGCAAGGGGGCAUGUGAGGGAUAUGAAUAAGGAAAAAGAGCAGCUAAAGAGAGACAAAAGCCAGUUGUUGGAGCAACUGCAAGUUAAAAAUGAAGAAGAAGUGGCUUUGAGGAAGACAGUUGAGAAGUUAGAGGCAAAGAGUAGAAAGGAAGAAUCAGAGAAGAUGAAUCUGACAACAACUGUAGAACAACUAAAGAAGACAGUUAGAGAGCUGGAGAAAAUGAUGAAAGAGAAAGAGGACGGUAUGUUGGACUUGGGAGAGGAGAAGAGGGAAGUUAUCAGGCAGCUGUGUUUGUGGAUUGAUUAUCAUCGCAGUCGCUAUGACUAUCUGAGGGACAUUCUAUCAAAGACUCGCAGUGGCCAGAGAGCAGCAUAAGGCCUCAUUUUUCUCGAGUUUUUCUACGCAGCUUGUUCAAUUAGGUAUGCAUGAUGUCAUGGUCAUUCAAUUUCUCAUUAGCUCAUUUUUUGUUCAUGUGAAUUGAUUCUUUGUUCUUUUUUAAUCUCAAAUAUGUGCGUGUCUGUAAUUCAAUUUGUCCAGUAUCAGGAGCAUCGUGUAGAGCUAGUUUUGUUCCUCUUGAAUUUUUUUUGAAUUGAAUAAUGUUACAGAGUUUUCUCCUUAAUUUGUUCAACGUAAAUAUUUUGAUAAACAA